Messenger RNA from Drosophila grimshawi, 2472 nucleotides. Its product is annotated as testis-specific zinc finger protein topi. The coding region runs from base 100 to 2403 and encodes 767 amino acids. The transcript is spliced from 3 exons. The record is from RefSeq and is a predicted model, not a curated record. Gene Ontology annotation, molecular function: RNA polymerase II cis-regulatory region sequence-specific DNA binding; DNA-binding transcription factor activity, RNA polymerase II-specific. Gene Ontology annotation, cellular component: nucleus. Lineage: Eukaryota; Metazoa; Arthropoda; Insecta; Diptera; Drosophilidae. Gene Ontology annotation, biological process: regulation of transcription by RNA polymerase II.
CUUGUGAGCCUCCAAACGAAAAUCAUCUUGAGAAAAUCAGAAAACUAGCAUUUGUGUAAUUUUGUUUUUGUUUUUUAACUUUUUUUUUGUGUUGACAAAAUGGAUUCAAGAUCAGAGCUUUACGAUGAUGGUGAAUUCGUGAUGGCCGAGUUCGAGCUCGAUGACGAUUUGAUAGUGGACAGUAAUGGCAUGCAGUCAGGUUCCACUCUACUGGUGUCCAAUGAGAGCAAUGGUCUCCUCGGUCACGAGGAUUUGGCCAAGUUCUUUGAGCUGCAGGGCGGCUUUCAGAUACCCGCCGAGGAGGUUGUGGAACGCACGUUGACAGAUCCGGCGCUAAUGGGAAUCCUACAUGACGCCAACGGACAGAUCGAUUUUGAUCCGGAAGCAGAGCAACUCAAAUUACGCGAGUUCUUAUCGGGCGUUAACAAUUGCAUGGAACUGAAUGCGUUGCCAGGUGUGGUGGUCGAAGAGAAUAAAAGUCCAGCCCUCCGUUUCAUCCUGUGCUCCAAUUGUAGCGGAAUCUUCGAUACGCCCGCAUUCCAAAAUCACAUCUGUGAAUACGAUGCGAACCAGAAACAAAUCGUAGCUCAGCAAUUACCACCACAGCCGGAGAAGGCAACUUUGUCACCAAGGAUAACGAGCAGCGAGCGCAUCAUCGUUGAGAACCAAGUGCGCAUGCGUCGCUAUAUAAAGGAUGAGCUCAAGUAUGAUCUGGAGACGGGUUACGAUAGUUCCAAGAUGAAGGAGUCGACGGUCAAGGGCACCAACGAGUGCAGCAUCUGUGAGCGCAAGUUUGUUCACUCCUCCGGCUUGGCGCGUCACUUGGAGAAGCAUGCUCUGGACCAAAUCCCCGCACAGGCAACGCAGCAACAGCAUCACGCAACAAGGCUUGGCGUUCUUGUUGUCCUCAAAUGCAAUCACUGUGGACGCAUUUUCUUCAACGUCAAGCUGGCGCUGAAACACAUCCAUGUGCAUCGCUCGUCUAGCGACGUAGUCCAAUCCACAAAUGUGGAUAAAGUGAAAUUAAAGCAUCAUCUCGAAUUGCUACUGAUGGAAGUCAAGCAACUGCAAUUGAUCACCAAGCUGGCGAAGAUACCGCUGGAUCGGCAGGAAGAAAUGUUCAAUAACCAUGUUGUGGCUAAUGUCCUCCAGUGCGAGUUUUGUGACUAUAUCUUUGCCGAUGUUGCCGCGCUGCUGCGCCACUCGGCCACCCAUAAGCCGGAGCAGCGGUUCGAGUGCACCGCCUGUGAUCUGCGCCUGACCACCGCCAAGGAGGCCAGUGUUCACUACCAGACCGACUGUGUCUAUAUGCGCGAGGAACUCAAGGAACUGCAAGUUGCGCUAAAUCGUCUAUUUGUGUGCAAUGUGUGUAAGCUGAAGUAUGCCAACGUGGAGCUGCUUCAGGAGCAUCGCUACAGUUGCCUUCACUUCUUUCCGCGGCUCAGCGAGACCGGCACACGGCUGAUGUUGCCCUGUGAGUUCUGUGCCACAAAUUUUCAGUGUGCCACCGAGAUACAGGCCCACUACGAGGAGAAGCAUCUCAAUCGGAAGAAGCGGGAGAAGGAACAGCUGCGCAACAUCAGCAGUGCAGCUUCGUCCAAGGUCCGACUGCGUCAAUAUCUAUGCGACAUCUGUGGCAAAUCCUACACACAGUCCAGUCAUUUAUGGCAACACCUCCGCUUUCAUCAGGGUGUGAAGCCAUUUGUUUGCCCGGAAGCGAACUGCGGUCGCAAAUUCACCAUACGUCCGGAUCUCAAUGAUCACAUACGAAAGUGUCACACUGGGGAACGGCCGUAUCAUUGUUUGGUUUGUGGCAAGCGAUUUCUCACCGGCUCCGUGUUCUACCAGCAUCGACUCAUCCAUCGUGGCGAGCGGCGAUACGAGUGUGAAGAGUGCGGCAAGCGUUUCUAUCGCGCCGACGCUUUGAAAAACCAUCAGCGCAUUCAUACGGGCGAGAAGCCUUACGAUUGUCCAUUCUGCACGAAAACGUUCCGGCAGCGUGGCGAUCGGGAUAAGCAUGUGCGGGCGCGUCACUCCCACUUGGAUGAGAAUGCUCGCCUAAUGAUGCGAAUGCAGAAGUUUGAACUGGAGAAGGCGGCUGCGCUGAAGGCGAAGCAGUUGCAUGAAGUGGGAAUUGAAUAUUUGGUAGAGUCGGGGGAUGCGACGUCUAUUCAUUCGGUAGCAUCUCCGUCAUCACUUGAGCCAAAUAUCGAUUAUAGUGAAUACCCCGAAGAAACUGAAUUUGUAUCAAUGCCAAUUAAAAAUGAGGAGACAGAUAUAAUGUCGUAUAUGGAAUUUGAGGGAGUAGAAUCAAUCGAACCACCACCGUUCAAGCUGGAAAAUAAUGGAAACGUCAAAGUUGUCGUGGUUGAAAAUAAUUCUUUGCAGCCAUUCUAUUUCUAAUAACGUGUUCACCCAUUUUUCUAAUGCUAUGUUAAUUCUAAAUGUUAGUAAAUCAAUUUUAAAUUUGAA